GGCAGCUGGACCAAGAUGAGGAUCCCUUGGGUCAGAUAGAUUCAGAGGCAAACUCUACGUCUCCUGAAAACGGGUAUCGAGCCACGCACACGAGUCCUAGUAGUACCGAUCGCUCUUUGAACUCACCUACCACCAACUUGGAAAAUAUGGAUCUGCAAGACCGUCACCACGGCAGUCGUCCCAGAGCUUCCAGCGGUGGCGAGACCCAGUCGUCGGAAUCCAAGAUCCAGACUCUUGAGGAUGGAAAGAAUCUUACAGCCCACUCUCUUGGACUCUGCUCAGAGCAAGACACCAACCUCUUGGCCUCAUUUCGAUCCGUCAUCAUGAACGAAAACAGCCGCGUUGCCGGCGACAUCAUGCAGGUCAACCCUGGAAGCCCUGUAGCAGGAACACCUCCUGUGCAUUUCUUCAUACUGAGAGAUUGGUUCAUGCCUUAUGAUAAUACCAUCAAGGACGAAUCAUCACGGCUGAUCGAGGCCAAAGUGGGACUGUACGGUCCGAGCAUGGUUCGGUUGUACUUUAAACACGUCCACCCUGUCUACUGCAUUGUCUCGAAAGUCCGCUUCCUCCGAGCAUAUAAGGAGGACAAACUGAGCAUUCCAGCAUCGCUCCGAGGCGCCGUAUACGCAAUGGGGUCCGCUUACUGGAACGAAGAUCCAAAUCUAAGGACGAUUCAUCGACCCUUUGAGCAGUACGAGCUCUUUCAGGCUGCCACAGCUUCUCUCGAAAGGGAGCUCGAGGCGCCCAAUCUCUGGAGAGUGCAAGCCUGCCUGCUCAUGCUCCACGAGAAGGCCGCGAGUAAUACGACAUUUGAGACGCCGAGGUUAUGGACGCUAUCCGCUCGAGCCGUCUCAUGUGCGCAGAUGGUCGGACUGCAUCGAGAUCCGUCAGAAUGGAGCAUCGCACCUUGGGAGAAGAGUUUACGGAAGAAGUUGUGGUGGGCAACUUACAUGACAGACAUGUGGACAUCUGUUUCUCACGGAAAUCCUCCUCACAUUUAUCGAGCAUCAUACACGACCUCGGAGCUGACGAUGGAAGACCUCCGGUUUGACGAACAUGUGCCGGAAGAUCUUGCCGAUAUGGUGGACGACGCAAGUGCCACAUUCGACGCUUCGACUGCCGCCAGGUUUCUUGAACUUAUUCGACUUACUCAAACAUUGCACACGUUGUUGGAGACUGCUUUCUCCGACCACAGCUACCGAGCUGCUAUGCUCGAUCUUACCGACUACGAAGCCAAGCUCCUGACUAUAAAACAAGACCUCGAGUCCUGGCACUCCCUGAUUCCACAGUGUGUCACCAUGAAUUAUACAUCAAGCAAAUAUCCUUUCCGCAAUAACGGGCCACUCCAUCUGGCCUAUUUCGCAACGCACAUCCUCCUCUUCCGAGCACUAAUGACACCGGCCUCAAUGACGGCUAAGUACAAUCGCCAGUCAUCACUCCAACGCUACUUUGGUGCGGCAAUGGAGCAGGUCAAUGCGUUCUUGGCCUUCAUGGACGAAAUCACACCGGACGGUCUACGUGCAUUCUGGGGUCGACGUAUAUUUCCCUGCUCAUUCCUGGUCAUAGUACUUGGCACCGCUAACGACGACAGAUGGGCGAUCCCAACUCAUUCUUAUCGGCAACUUCCUGAUAUACUUGUUCCUUCUGUCCUCCAGCCCGGAGCAAGUUCAUGCAACAUAUCGACUCCUCGAGCACUUCCAUGAAUCUCUCCAACGGCUAGGUGAACAUGUUGAUGAAGAAUCUGUGUGUCUGAUCCGACCAGUUGCCCUUAGGAUCGACUCCUUCUUCACACAAGCAGCACAGAUUAUGCGACGAGGCUCGGCAUCGGGCUCUUAUUCAGUCGGCAGCAUGAUGAAUGCCUCGCCGUAAAGGUGCUUGCACGAAUCGCACGAACAUGUAACGACGAUUGGUAACACCUUUUUUUCAUUUCGAAAUGUGACUGUCAGGGUGCAUCGACAACAACUUGCGUCCUGCAAGGCUCCAUGAUCCUAUCAACCAAAACCUCGAUCAUGCUGUGGACUUGUCACCUCAUAAUCAACUCUGCACCUUCCGGCACCCACCCGUUCGGGAUCUGGCCUGUGUUAUCCAAGCACUCUCGAUACAGUUUGGUCGCCUGAGUAAUAAACAAUCCUGGGUUUGACGAACACUCUGCCUAUUCUUCGGCGAAACACGUCAAGCCUUGCCAAAAUCUCUCGCAGUCCAUCCAUACGUAUGUGUCAGUCUCCUACCAAUAUUUCUCGCCAUAACAUGUGGAAUCUUGGUGUCUGGAUGUGGUUGAUGCACGUGGAAGCUUCGGCUGAAGUCCGAUCCUUCUGCAGGCGUAAAGUGCCACACAGAACCAUAGAGCUUCUCCGCUGCAAAGCCUACCUUCGUCAUAGCAUGGAGAAAGUCUUUCCAGUCGACUUCACCCUGCCGAUCGUUCGGGUCUUCGGUGUAGAAUAUGGUGCGGAACACUUCCAAAGCGCGGUCUUUCAGCUUAAAUGUGACCUCUUUCGACUUGUCCGCAGCUUCCGGCACUGGAACUUCGGCAUAUCCCUUGACUCCAUCUCGCACAUCGUCAUUUGGUGGAUUACAGAGACCUCGAGUUUUGACUUUUACUUGCCGGGUUUCGAGAACAGGCCGUCUGGGUGUCUCUGGCUCCUGGGUCGGGUAAGCAAUGCUGGCGAUCGGGAUCGCAGAAGAUGGCGUUGUCGAUUUUCUUCGUUCCAUUGGACGGUAUGGGAGCGUUCGGUGUAUCACCCGUGGACCCUUCGAGGACCGCCGCAAGAUAUCAUUGAGCGUCUCUCCUGUGUGACUGAAGAAAAAAUGGUCCCACUUGUUCCAGAAUGUGUCGAGAUUGCAUUCCGCACGCGCCGAAGGCUUUCCACAUUUUGCUCGCCGUAUAUUUUAUGGAUCGGAUAGUCAAGCGAAUCUUUGAUCGGCAGCGGCAGACGAAUCUCACUCGCACUAGCAGAAUUCUCGCUGCCUUUGUCGAUGAUCUUCUGCACGAUGUCGAUGAGCUUGAUCUGCGGGCAAUCUAUGGGCUCCGCAUUCUGUUGCUUUCGCUCGAAUCUCAACGACCAUGGAAACAGCCCGUCAAGCGCUCUACAUAUAUUAGCCAUGAGCGCCAGGUCUGAGAACAUGUCGGCGACUAAGGGAGAUAGUCUCUGCGCCCGUCGCCGGUCGCUUUGAAUGAUACGCUGUAUUUCGUCAACAGUGUGAUAUAGGCCAACUCCCUUGAUAGCAGCGCCGCGGACAUCAAAAAGAAGCUCG
Molecule: messenger RNA, 3252 nt
Organism: Exophiala xenobiotica
Lineage: Eukaryota; Fungi; Ascomycota; Eurotiomycetes; Chaetothyriales; Herpotrichiellaceae
Exons: 3
Coding region: 147-1703 (518 amino acids)
Biological process (GO): DNA-templated transcription
Cellular component (GO): nucleus
Molecular function (GO): zinc ion binding; DNA binding
Source: RefSeq, a predicted model, not a curated record